Molecule: messenger RNA, 1633 nt
Organism: Calypte anna (Anna's hummingbird)
Lineage: Eukaryota; Metazoa; Chordata; Aves; Apodiformes; Trochilidae
Gene: TSEN54
Product: tRNA splicing endonuclease subunit 54
Exons: 11
Coding region: 26-1546 (506 amino acids)
Biological process (GO): tRNA-type intron splice site recognition and cleavage
Cellular component (GO): tRNA-intron endonuclease complex
Source: RefSeq, a predicted model, not a curated record
GGAAGGAAGCGGCUCCCGCGUGCCCAUGGAGCCCGGAGGGUCGCAGCCGGUGAGCCGUAAAGGCCCUCGGCGCUCCGGGGGCCAGAAGGAUUUCCUCCCCGACGGCUCAGCCGAGCAGGCGGAGAAGCUGCGGCGGUGGUGGGAGGAGGAGUGGCAGCUUCUGUCCGAGGAGCGAGGGGAGCGGCUAGGGAAUCUGGUGAAAGCUGAGUGGAAGCCAGAACAGGGCAUUAUAGAGCUGCAGUCCCCUGCGGGGAAGUUCUGGCACACCAUGGGGUUCACAAAGCAUGGCAAACAGUGCCUGCUGCCUGAGGAAGCUCUGUACCUGCUGGAGUGUGGCUAUAUCCAGCUCCUCUACAGAGAUCUGCCCAUGUCAAUCCAGGAAGCCUAUGAGACCCUGCUGUCCCAGGAGGCCAUGAGCCUGUCAUACUACCAGGUGUUCAGCCACUUGAAGCAACUGGGUUAUAUUGUACUGAGAUUCGACUCCAGCACUGUCCUUUCUCCCUAUGAGAGGCAACUGAACCUGGAAAGUCACUGCCAGAGCUCUGGGAAACACCAUUGCAAGAGGAGGAGGAGUUCCAGCCCCCGGUUGCAUGGAAAGAAACAUAAGGUAUCUGAGGACCUUCCAAAAGCUGAAGGAACCUCUGAAAAAGCUGGAGAUGAGUGCGGAGGAUCCAGCUGCCUUCCUGUGGAUGAAAAGCCCUUGUCAGAGCAGCCAGAGGAAUCAGAUGCUGGCAGUGGACAGAAGUCAAACUCAGUUCCUCUUGCUACAGGACAAAAGGACUCCCUGAGCCCCUCCAGGAGCCAGGCUGGAGACCACCAGGCACACACCCCGGGCACCCGUGCACCCCGCUGGGAUUUUACCACCAUCAUCUUGCCAAACAUGGCCCCAGAUCAGCCGUGCACCCAUCUGCCCUCACCUGACAAUGGGCUCCUGCCAGAAAAUGUGCCAGGGAGGGAGGUUGAUGCAGCUUGGUGGUGCACACGCAUUAAUCAGAGACGGGAGAAGCUGUCAUGGAAGGAGAGGGAGCGGCAAGAAAGGGAGAGCAGAUACAAGAGCAGUGUCAAUGCUGACCAGGAGGUGAGACGCUGCUCCAACUGGCAGGAGUACAAAGCCCUUCUGAAGCAGAGGAGCCAAGAGAGAGUUUGGAAACGACCAGCACAUCUGUGGGACCAAACUGUCACACCACUUCUGCAGCCAGAUGAAGCUACCUCACCAGCUGCGCUCCUCCAGCAGAUCAGCGUGCUGCAGCCCUCCCACAUCCUGGAUGGAGCCUCCCGGCUGACAGAGGACUCAGGGGGCAUGAAGAUAGACUUCAAUGUGUAUCAAGCAGAUGCUGUGGCCAAGUUUAAAAAGACAAACCCUGGGAAGCCCUAUGUCAGGAUGUGUGUUCGGAGCUUUGACGAGCAGGUUCCAUCCCUUCGGGCUCUGAAGCAGGUUACGUGUCAGAGUGGGGAUGUCCCAGUGGUCUUUGCAGUGGUGGAACACGGAGAAAUUGCCUUUUAUUCUCUAAAGGAAUUCAAGCUGCCAAUUGAUGUUUAUCCCUGAAAGUGCUGUCGUUUUGUUUGAUAAUUUCUGUGUUCUGUUUGGAGGUGGGGAGAAGGAUGAGCAAUAAAAAGGCCUUUUCCAACAGUG